AUGGGUGUUAGCGCAAAUUUGUUCGUAAAGCAAAGAGGAUCGACAACAGCUCUGAAGCAGCCAAAGGAAGUAGGAUUCUACUCAAGAACCAAGGAUGAAGAAUACUUAGUUAGUGAUGAUACAAAUUUGAAUUACUACUAUCUCCCGGACGCUGAAUUAGACAAGAAAUUGGAUCUUUCGGCGGGAUUUCAGAAGUUUAAGGAUUAUUAUAAGGAUUUUGAAGAUAGGUGUUCCUUACGAGGACUAUUAGAGACCAUAGAAAGCUCUGAAAGGCAUAAGGGGAAAAAAAUCAAUGCAGAUAUUAUUACCUUUAGAGGAAUCGCGAGGAAGUUAAUUUCAUGCGCAUUUGACUCUCCAUCUUUUAAUGCAGUUGAUCUUCGUAUUGUUUCGUUCAAUGGUCAACUUUUCAUCAAGGAAGUGCCUGAAACUAUCAAUGCAGCUAAAGUAUCCUCUACUACUGGUGCGGGGCAUAAUAUUAAUCAAGAUUUAAAUGUAUUUACAGGCUACAAGUUUGAGACUUUGGCUACACUUUCUAAUCCGCUGCAGUAUACACCUCGUGAAGUGAUAGAAAAGAGGGCUAAAAGGAUUGUGGCGCAUGGGGAUGAAUACAUUAGCGUUGUGAGAACUGGUGUAGGUAACUGCAAAUUAAUUCUUGGUGCUGAAGUAGAUUGUAUAUUUGACUUCAAAGAGAACGGUAGAGAUAAUUUGAAACAUUAUGCUGAAUUGAAGUGCACACAGCAAGUUACGAACGUAUCGGACACGCAUAAGUUUGAGCGUAAGCUGUUUCGAACUUGGCUGCAAUGCUUUUUGGUCGGCAUCCCAAGGAUCAUAUAUGGAUUCAAAGACGACCAUUAUGUACUAAAAACUGUAGAAGAAUUUUCAACGGAGGAAGUACCUGUCUUAUUGAAGAACAAUAAUCCGCAAAUGGGAAGCACAUGCUUAGAAGCCAUUAAAUGGUAUGGUCUCCUUACUGAGUGGCUUUUGAAGAUGAUACCAAGGGACGAGGAUCCCCAUGCUCAAAUAAGAGCAUUUAAGUUGGUCUUCCAAAAUAACCACCUGAGUUUAUCCGAAAUUGAAGAAAAUGAUGAAGAGUAUUCAAGUUUGGUUAAUGGAGAACAUAUAUUAACGAACGGGUUUAAGGAAUGGAGAAAAUCGCUGAAAUAA
This is a messenger RNA of Saccharomyces paradoxus, 1164 nucleotides long. RefSeq names its product decapping nuclease (gene RAI1). Gene Ontology annotation, cellular component: cytosol; nucleus. The coding region runs from base 1 to 1164 and encodes 387 amino acids. The record is from RefSeq and is a predicted model, not a curated record. NCBI's taxonomy places the organism in Eukaryota, Fungi, Ascomycota, Saccharomycetes, Saccharomycetales, Saccharomycetaceae. Gene Ontology annotation, molecular function: mRNA 5'-diphosphatase activity. The transcript has a single exon. Gene Ontology annotation, biological process: nuclear-transcribed mRNA catabolic process; NAD-cap decapping.